Molecule: messenger RNA, 801 nt
Organism: Phytophthora infestans T30-4
Lineage: Eukaryota; Oomycota; Peronosporomycetes; Peronosporales; Peronosporaceae
Product: secreted RxLR effector peptide protein, putative
Exons: 1
Coding region: 1-801 (266 amino acids)
Source: RefSeq, a predicted model, not a curated record
AUGCGCUCACUGCACGUUCUUAUCGCCAUGGUGGCUGCUCUCCUCGUCUGCUUUUCGGCAGCCGAACCUUCGAACGUAAUCACGAACCAAAGGCGUUUGCUGCGAGGUGACAACACAGUUGAAGUGAGAAGCGAAGACUCUGCUUGCUGGAGUACACUGAAAACAAAAAUUAAAUUGCAGUGGUGGCUGGAGACCGGAAGGUCCGACGACUAUGUCAUGAAGAAGCUGAAACUGAACGGGCUAAAGGGUGCAGCUCUUACGACCCACAAGAACUACCAGAUUUAUGAUCGGUUUGCUAAAAAGGCUCUAAUGAAUCGACUCAGCAAGCGGCUUGAAGACAACACCGCCACAUAUAGUGUCUGGAAGGAGUUGGGCCUGGAUCACGUUAGCAAAGCGUCCGAUCUCCCGAAGAUCAUGAACAGCGAGAAUUUCAAGAUCUACGAGAAAUACGUGAAAGCAUUCGACGAUAGGAUCAUUCACCUGUGGAGGACUUGGCAUGGAGUUGUUCCGCAGGCCGCGGCGAUCACUAGAGAGGUCACGGAAGCGGAGAUGACGGCGAGAACUUUUUUUUUGGCCCAAUCAAAAAUUAAAACGAAUGACGCAAAAGUGCUGCUGGGCUUGACUGUACCCGGCAAGUCGAGGUUUACAUUAGCAGGAGACGCCUUGGAGAGCCACGUGGACUACAAGUACUUCAACAAGAUCUUUGUGGAGGAGGGGCCGAGUUUGAAAAACCAGCCGCUUACAUUGAAAUUGCUGGCAAGCAUCGCGGAAAAAAUUUCUCCCAGCUCAAAGACCGAUUGA